Messenger RNA from Symbiodinium natans, 1203 nucleotides. NCBI's taxonomy places the organism in Eukaryota, Dinophyceae, Suessiales, Symbiodiniaceae. The record is from the annotation of a GenBank genome assembly.
AUGCCGCCUGGGCGAAUCAUUUCCCUGGCCUCUGGCCCUGUGUCUUUUGAUGCUCAUCAGUGGCAUUGCACCCAGCCUUGGCACGGUGACCGUGUUGUCUUAGUUGGGUUCACUGUCAAGGGUUCUUACUUGUUACCGCCGGACAUGGUUUCAACACUUGAGGGCCUUGGCUUCGCUCUACCAGGCAACUCCACGGGUGAGAGUACUGCGGGGCCUCUCCACCCUCCCCGGUUCCCCGUGUUUUUGGAGCUUGCUGGCACAGGCCGUGUCACCGCACGUUGGCGUGCCCUUGGGGCCCCAGGUUCUUUGGCUGUCAAUGACCAGGUCGUUGAAGGCUGUGCCACGCAUCCUCGUAAGCUUGACAGUGCUGAGGCCGCUGACCAGGCCUUAGCGCUCGAAUGGCUGCGUUCCCCGUAUGUUCUGGGUGCUCACCUUUCGCCUCCCAGUGGCACGUGUUCCAGGGCCCGUGACAUCCGGUUGCCAGGGGAUCCCGGCCCUCCACCCUUGCGAUCCGACACUUUUCCGGAUGGACUCCCGAUCUCCAGCCCCACGACGCUCGGCGAGCUGCUGCUGUGGAAAGAGAUCACGUGCGACCUGGAAUACCCCGACUGUCAAGUCUUUGACGAGGUCACCCAAGGUGUGCAGCUGACCGGUUGCACGCCCGUCACCAACCUCUUCCCGCCGACCUAUAAGCCUUCCAAUCGCUCCCUCGCCGGUGUGGAUGUGUCAGCAGAAUCCCUGAGGCAAAGGGUCCUGGAGAGGGCUAAGCCCCAGGGCGAAGAGGACACAACAGUGCAUAGUAAGACCCAAGAGGAAAGGGAGAAGGGCUGGAUUCGGGGCCCCAUACCAGUCUCGGACCUUUCCUGGCGUAUGAUCUUCGUUCAGCUUAUCGACAGCUGGCUAUCCAUCCCAGCUCGCUCAAGCACGCAUACAUUCUCCAUUGGAAUCCCCUUACCCACCAAGCAGAAGCGGAUCGCUUCAAGAUCCGUAUACUCUUUCCUUCGUGUUGCGCACGCCAUCUGGUGGGUAGGAUGCACCGCGUUGUCCCUGAUGUGGACGGUGUUCUUCGACGAUUAUGUGACGUUAACGUCCGAGCAAGAGGUUCGCCACACUGAUGCGGCGGUCGUCGCCCUCUUCAAACUACUGGGCUGGAGUUUUGAUGAGUGUGGCGAGAAGUCCACCGAGUUUGGGCGUUUCCUUUGA